Bufo bufo (common toad) is the source of this 445-nucleotide messenger RNA. RefSeq names its product auswaprin-a-like. The transcript has 3 exons. Gene Ontology annotation, cellular component: extracellular region. Gene Ontology annotation, biological process: innate immune response; antibacterial humoral response. The coding region runs from base 62 to 445 and encodes 127 amino acids. The record is from RefSeq and is a predicted model, not a curated record. Gene Ontology annotation, molecular function: peptidase inhibitor activity. Lineage: Eukaryota; Metazoa; Chordata; Amphibia; Anura; Bufonidae.
ACAUCUCUAUAAAUGGUGAGUCCUUCACCUAGAUUGUUCAUAUCUCCAGUGCUCAGCAGAUAUGGCACCGGUGACCGGCGCUCUCAUUCUUCUCAUUCUGUGCUGUGCAGGAGCAUUAGCAGACAACCAUGACAAACCACCACCACCAUCAGAGAAACCGGGAGGAUGCCCAAUAUCUCCAUAUAGACCGUGUGAUCCAUUUCCUGAAGAUGAAUGCAAAUCAGACGCAGAAUGUACAGGAAACAAGAAGUGCUGCUACUAUGGAUGCAAUAGAAAUUGCAGGGUUCCCGUCAAGGAGAAGCCCGGGAGAUGCCCACCACCCAGCAUCGUGUGCUUACCUGUGUUUCCCAGUGUGUCGCCUCCAAAAUGUAGAGUGGACAGUGAUUGUACAGGAAACAAGAAAUGCUGCAUCAUAACAUGUGGUCCAGAGUGCAUCAAUGUGUAA